AUGUCGUCCGCAUCCAAUUCUCCGCCUGAGCAGGAACAACAUGUGUUGUCCAACCCGACCAGUCAAGAUAUUUCCGUGGUUGCCUCGUCCGCAACUUCAGUCGACGAAUCGUGGUCAACUCAAGACAAGACCUCACUGCUAAAGCCCCGUCAUCAAAUUGCUGAACAGCUGUCCGGGCUGUUCUCUGAAUCCGCGGCAGCAAAGAUCCUGAAAGUCGCCAUUGAACUCCUCGAUCACGGGAAAGCACCCGCAGACUAUCCAGAAUGGACUCCAGAAGAUGGAGAUACUCCCGGUCGAUACAACUGCCGCGAGGUUGUAUUCUGGACGUGCGGAUUCUUCCCAGGCAGUUUAUACUGUUUACUUGAACGAAGCAUGAAAUUCCCCAAGUACUGUCACUCACCAGACGGCAACUACAAUGCCUUCCACGAGGAUUUGCUUCGGCUGUGUCGCACUUCGGCUACUCCUUUGCACCAAAUGGCUAACCGCACGAACACACAUGAUCUCGGAUUCAUCACGCAGCCGGCACUGCGAAAGGACUGGGAGUUGACUGGAAAUCGCGAAAGCUUAGCGUCGUUAAUUAGAGCGGCAGAUAAUCUUGCAUCCCGAUAUGAUGAUAGAAUGAAGGCUGUCCGAAGCUGGGACAAGUCGAUCAGCAAGCGAUACAACUACACUGACAAGAAGACAAACUUUUUGGUCAUUGUGGACAGCAUGUGCAACAUUGACUUGUUAUUCAACAUUGGUCACCUUACUUCAAAUCAGCGAUUGAUCGAUAUCGCGAUUGAUCACGCCCACUUUGUUCGCAAGAAUCUCAUACGAGAGGACUCAUCGACGUGGCACGUAGUCAAUUUCGAUCCGCGAAACGGCGAACUAAAGAGCAAGCACACUCAUCAAGGGUAUAGUGAUGGGUCAACAUGGUCGAGGGGCCAAGCGUGGACUAUUCUAGGUUUCGCACAGACAUAUGUCUGGACAAAGAAACAAGAGUUCCUAGACACGGCAAUCCGGUUGUCUGAUCAUUUCUUGGGUCGCCUUCGAUGCGCAAAACACGCACAUCCUUUUGUGCCUCUGUGGGACUUUGAUGCUCCUGUGUCUGCGACGCAGCCUCUGCGUGAUUCUUCUGCAGGGAUGAUCGCUGCAAACGGCCUGCUCCUCUUGCAUCAAAUCAUUGGUAGUACUUCACCAUAUCUGGAUGAGGCUUUGCGCAUCGCAAGCGACACUAUUGCUUUAUGUCAAGCCAAUGAUCAGGCAAGGGUACUUAUGGGCGACGAUGGAAAGAUUAAGACUGAGGGUGUGACGUUUGACUCUAUCCUGAAGCAUGCAACUGCCAAUAACAACGAGUAUGCUGUGAUGAGAUAUUGCGACCAUGGACUGGUGUAUGCGGACUAUUACUUUUUGGAGUUUGGGAACCAGCUGCUGAGAAUGGGGAUGGUGUGA
Messenger RNA from Pochonia chlamydosporia 170, 1431 nucleotides. RefSeq names its product glycoside hydrolase family 88 protein. The record is from RefSeq and is a predicted model, not a curated record. Gene Ontology annotation, molecular function: chondroitin hydrolase activity. NCBI's taxonomy places the organism in Eukaryota, Fungi, Ascomycota, Sordariomycetes, Hypocreales, Clavicipitaceae. Gene Ontology annotation, biological process: polysaccharide catabolic process. The coding region runs from base 1 to 1431 and encodes 476 amino acids. The transcript is spliced from 4 exons.